CCACCUGUUUCCUCAUGAAUGUGUACCUGCGCUUCAAUCAACCUUUGAAAUUCGUUGUGUUGAGACUCCAAAGUGAGCGGAUCGAAGUAUUUCCACCAUCGUUGUGCACUGGCGGAGAGGUCAAGACGGCGCUUGGCCGCUCAACAUCAGCACAUUUUGUUAAAGGAACAAGUUCGGAACCUGGAAAUUAUACGGAAGAGACAGCAGGGCGCGCAAAAGUGGACAAAUGGUGGGAGACGCUACAGGAACCUGUAGCCUAUAGGUACAAAAGUUUGGAGUGAAGAGGAGGGAGGAGAACGAAACUGAAUCGUUCGAGUCUCCAUUAAAUUAAAAUCGGCUACUCGCUGUCGAUCAUCGUCUUCCAAGCAAAUAUUUUAUGAGCUCUAUCACCUGUGUGGUUAAUUUUAAUAGCCCAGUAGUGUGGAGACUACAGUAAGGUGUUGGGGACAGAGACAGACCUGGACAACUCAGCAUGCCACGAGCAUUCCUGGUGAAAAAGUCCAGUGUUUCACCCGGCAAGAGAAGCUGGAGUGAUCUACCUGACCACGAGCGAGGAGACAUUUACAUACCAGUCUCUGUGUCCCCUCCAGCUUUGUGUGAGGAGACUGAGGCAAGUACAGCUGAAGUGGCCCUGUGCCUAUCCACUCAUAAAGAGCGCAGCAGAUGUACAGAGAAAUACUUGCUAGAGUCCUACACACUGGUUUCUACAGCUGAGCUGCCCUCCUGUACCGCUCUGGGACAGCAGCCCAGUCCUGAAACAGAGCGCAUCCGAAGUACACACAGCAGCACAUAUGUCCGCUCCAAGAUCAAGGUGACUACAGGUGAACUCCCUAUCGAAGCUCCACUUCGCAUUCCGAGCACAACUGCAGAUCCUCCGGUCACUGUGCCAAACCCAUGUCCCACAACCAGCAGCGUAACAUCUUCUGCACCUACAACAGGGGGAACCUAUUCAUGUCAGGUGUGCCAGAAAGCGUUUCAGUACCAACGCAUGCUCAACAGACACCUAAAGUGUCACAAUGAACAGAAACGGCAUCUUUGCAGUUUCUGCGGCAAGGGCUUUAAUGACACCUUUGAUCUCAAGAGGCAUGUGCGCACACAUACAGGUGUUCGUCCAUAUAAAUGUAAUUUGUGUGAGAAAGCCUUUACCCAGCGCUGCUCUCUGGAAUCCCACAUGAAGAAGAUCCAUGGUGUGCUGCAACAGUAUGCCUACAAGGAACGGCGCACUAAGCUCUAUGUCUGUGAAGAAUGUGGCCACACUGCUUCAACCCAGGAUUCAUUGUUGCGCCAUGUCCAUAAUCAACAUCCAAACAGUGCCUUCUUGCGGGCCAAGGGGGCACGUAGACAUUCAGGGGCAGUAGGUGGUGUUACACGAGAGGAAAACUCCCUGCCUGGCUCUCCUUUAUCUCUGAACAGUGAUGACACAACAGAAUCAGGAGGAAGGUAGAAAGAGUUGAGAUUAAUUGAGGCAUAAAAUUAUACUGUCAUAAUAUACACAUCUCAUUAUGUAAACUAGAUCAUAUGCAAUGUUAUUUAAAAUAAGAAGUGAGAAAGUGAAACUUAAUACAGUGAAUAAGUAAAGGAGUAGAUAAAUGAGUUUCAAGCAGUAAUCAUGGAUUGAGUGCGAGUUUACACAUCCACUAUAGAUGAGGGCUGGUUCUUCACUUUGAAAUCAGUAAACAGCUAAAUCAUGAUUAUGCACUAGUUUAGUUUGCAACAAAACUGAUGUUGAAAAACUUUAAAAAGAAAACACUAUCUGAUAUAAAUAGUACUCCAUUUUUGCUCAGGGGAAAAACAAAAACUUUUUCCGAAAUAUUAUAUUAAAUGUUUAUAAUGUCCUAUUUUGUUGUAAGGAAUUAUUGAAGAGGGAAUGGUGUUCAGUCAGUAAUUAUUGAGGUUUGUAAUAUAUACCGUCAUAUAUGAAGAAAUGUGUAUUUAUCGAGGUGGUGUCUAAUGCUCUCUUGGUGGAGUUUCACGUAUUCCAGAUUUUAUAUGUUUAUAAUAACCUAUAAAUCCUUGUACAUAAUACGAACACAGAUUGACGUUUUCAUAUUCAUUAGCUUCCACAAGAGUAAGAUAGAUGUGCUCACUGCAAUUACUGUGUGACAUCCUAACAGUAAUAAUGCUGAUCUGGCUUCAGGUCUAAUAGUCCAAGAGAGCACUGAAGUAUUGUAUGGAAUUUUACUACACUACUUUUUUUAAAGUGACUGUGCUUUCUAUAUAAAAUGAACAAUAAACUUUUAUGUUACAAAUUCUGAAAAA
Molecule: messenger RNA, 2259 nt
Organism: Neoarius graeffei (lesser salmon catfish)
Lineage: Eukaryota; Metazoa; Chordata; Actinopteri; Siluriformes; Ariidae
Gene: ovol1a
Product: ovo-like zinc finger 1a
Exons: 4
Coding region: 473-1444 (323 amino acids)
Biological process (GO): epidermal cell differentiation; regulation of transcription by RNA polymerase II
Cellular component (GO): nucleus
Molecular function (GO): DNA-binding transcription factor activity, RNA polymerase II-specific; RNA polymerase II cis-regulatory region sequence-specific DNA binding
Source: RefSeq, a predicted model, not a curated record